Messenger RNA from Penicillium subrubescens, 1461 nucleotides. RefSeq lists its product as uncharacterized. Bases 1 to 1461 code for a protein of 486 amino acids. The transcript has a single exon. Gene Ontology annotation, biological process: fluoride transmembrane transport. Gene Ontology annotation, molecular function: fluoride transmembrane transporter activity. Gene Ontology annotation, cellular component: membrane. The record is from RefSeq and is a predicted model, not a curated record. NCBI's taxonomy places the organism in Eukaryota, Fungi, Ascomycota, Eurotiomycetes, Eurotiales, Aspergillaceae.
AUGGCGCCUCCGACGGAGUCAGGCCUCUCCAGGCCCUCGGCAGGUUUCGACCCAGAUUGCGACCCCCAAUUGACCGAGACUAUGGCUCCACAGCCUGUCGAACGCGUCCCCUCACAACGCUCCCAGUGGUAUACAUCAGAACAACCGUCCUCCCAAAACGAAACCGCCACGCCCACACAUCCCUCGCGAACCCCAGAAGACCUUGAGAAAGAUGCAGAUCCAGCUUUGACCGAGACUAUCGCGCCGCAACCCGUCUCCCUGGUUCCCUCCCAGCGACAAAGAUGGUACUCCCCCGAGCCCGAAGCCGUCGCGCCAGGACCUGCGCCAGUGUCUGCGCCAGAACCUACACCAGCACCAGCAGGCAAAGCACCCUCCGAACCACUCUCCAAACACGCAACCCAGCUCUACACAAUAUCCUACCUUGUAUUCUUCUCCCUCCUUGGCACCCUCGCCCGCCUCGGCCUCCAAGCCCUCACUUUCUACACAGGCGCCCCCGUCGUCACAGGCGUGCUCUGGGCCAAUGUCACGGGUAGUCUAGUCAUGGGCUUCCUAAUCGAAGACAAGAAUAUCUUCCAACAAGAAUGGGGCGCUACAACCCCACCUCCCAAAGACGCCCAUGAGGCUGCACAACAUGCGAAAAAGCACAAGGCUGUGAAAAAGACUAUCCCGCUUUACAUCGGUCUGACAACCGGCUUCUGCGGCUGUUGUACCUCGUUCUCGAGCUUUAUGCGGGAUGUCUUUCUCGCGCUGGCAAAUGCUCUGCCUGAUCCGUCUUUACCGGCGGGUACGGGAAUCGCACCCCGUAACGGUGGGUACAGCUUCAUGGCGCUCAUCGCUGUGCUUCUCCUCACCGUCUCGCUGAGCCUGUCCGCGUUGAUCUUCGGCGCUCAUCUCGCGCUCGCGCUGGUGCGGGUCAUGCCUACCAUGCCAUUCGCAUUCACGCGCCGCGUGGUAGAUCGCGUAAUGGUCUUCCUAGCCUGGGGCUGCUGGCUCGGCGCCGUUUUCCUAGCGAUCUGGCCGCCGGACCGGCACGGCGACGACCACUGGCGUGGACGGGCUGUAUUCGCCCUCGUUUUCGCCCCGUUGGGCUGCCUAGGUCGAUUUUACAUCUCGAUGCUGUUGAACAGCCGGCUUCCGUCGUUCCCACUAGGCACAUUUGCAGUGAAUAUGCUGGGCACGUUGGUUGAAGGGUUAUGUUAUGAUUUGCAGCAUGUUUCGGGGCUAGGUGCUGUGGUGCCUGCGGCGUGGACGGGGUGUCAGGUCUUGCAGGGUGUCAUGGAUGGGUUUUGUGGGAGCUUGACGACUAUUAGUACGUGGGUGGCGGAGUUGAAUGGGGUUGCCAAGAGGAGGCAUGCGUAUGUUUAUGGGGUGGUGAGUGUUGCAGGGGGAUUGGGGUUGUUGGUGGUUAUUAUGGGGAGUUUGUUGUGGACGAGAGGGUUUGAUGAGCCUGUUUGUGGGUGA